CUGAGGUGACGACGACGUCCUCACCGGUCCCUUCAACAAUCUCCUCAACGUUAGCGACUACGACGUCGAAGGACUCACACAAGGCAUCAACGGCGGUAACGGCUGCGGUGUCCGCUACUACACAGCGGAGAGCUACUCUGGCCAUCAGCUUAGGGGACGAAGAACCUCCCGCAGAACUGCUGCCUUUCCCCAUGUCCAGCAACCGAACAGAACCGUGGAUCAGCAACUCUGUGCAGCCGCGAUUUGUGGGCGUGUGCGACUACUGCCUGUUCGACGGAGAAGGGAACUUUACCAGCUACGGUUACCCGCUCGACUACCACGCCAACCAAGAGUGCUCGUACAGGGUCAAGCGGCUACCCGGUACCUGUGCCCUGGAAAUCAUCUUUCACGACUUCGACCUUCAAGACACGCCCGGAUGCAGGGCCGAUUAUUUCAAGGUCGAAGGAAUACGCUUCUGCGGGCAGGAACCACGAGCACACAGAGAGAUCGUGGAGUUUCCCAAGGGCAGCGACGAAAUGAGUUUUCUCUUCAAGACUGACGGUUCCAAGGCGGGGAGAGGAUUUUGGAUCGAGAUAAUUAGAAGACCGGGAAACUGUGAGCCAAGGAAAAACGUCAUCGGUGCAUGCGAGGAGAGGCACGCGGAAGAAGAGUUCUUCAUCUGGAGUCCCAACUACCCUCAGCCUUAUGGUGCCAACCAAAAAUGCUGGUACUACGUCCGCAGAGCCAACGAGCGUGUCUGUGGCCUGGAGCUGACCUUCCUCUCUUUCGACCUGGAAGCCAGUGACGGAUGCGUCUAUGAUUAUCUGGACGUUGAUGGCCAGAGGCUGUGCGGUCUCAUUACACCCGGAGCUGUUCGCGUCUUCAUGUUUACAGCGGACCAGCUGCUGAUCCAUUUCAGUAGUGACAGUCAGAGUCACAGACAAGGAUUCCACAUAAGGGCGAAGCAAGUCACUACCUGUUACCCUGGCAAUGCCCUACCACCUCCUCCGUUGUGCGAUGUCUGCACCCAGCGUAUCUCGGACGACAUCACCAGCUAUGGCUUUCCAACGGAAUACCGCAACAACCUUCUGUGCCGCAUCACCAUUAGCAGACCAUCGGAUGCCUUCUGCUACGUCGACAUGAACUUCCUGGAGUUCGACGUUGAAAAGACAACUUCUUGCGACCACGACUUCCUGCAGAUGGACCGCGACCGCUACUGUGGCACCAUGCUCAAAGGACAACACAAACAAAUGCAUUACGAUCCUGACGGAAACGCUGUCAUGGUGUUCAAGACGGAUGCAAGGGGAGCUGGGAAAGGUUUUCGGCUUCGCUUUCAUCAAGUUCCAUGCCCUGCUGGAAUUCCAUCUGGUAGUCCCGAGAAUGCGCAGGGACAUGUGGAAGAAGCGAAGCAAUGCGACCGAGCCUUUCAGCAGCGCGAGUUCUACAUCCAAAGUCCCAACUUCCCGUCCAAUUAUUUAGAUAACCACGACUGUCGUUACAUAAUUCACAAGGCUGGAGACGACAUCUGCGAUCUGGAGCUCGUGUACGCCGCAUUUGAUGUUGAGUCUUCUCCCAAUUGCCAGUACGAUUAUCUGGAGAUCGGCGGGAACAGGCACUGUGGUAGUCUACCUGCGGAUCACUUGCACACGUUUCCGUUUCCGUCCAACGAGAAGGUCAUCCACUUCCACUCAAACGGUGCCAACACGAGACGUGGCUUCUCAAUCCGUGCUCGGCAGCUGCCGUGCGAUCUGCGAGGUAGCAGCACCAGACAUCCACCACAGCCGGGGCCUCCGCAGCACGGUGAUCCCAAAGACCAGCUUCACGUGACCGCCCUGAGCCACCUUCCAACGUCACCUUUUGUCACCACACCUGAACCUCACUCCACACCGAGGUACUGCGAUCUCUACAUGGACAAGGUAGAGUUCGAAAUCGAAAGCAUGAAUUACCCUUCCGACUACGAGGACCAGUUGGACUGCGCUUACACUAUCCGCCGGGCGCACGGCAACAUCUGCCAGAUGGAGAUCACCUUUCUGGAUUUCCAGCUGCAGCCGUCAGAUUCUUGUCACGGUGACUACUUGGCCAUUGAUGAUCUUCGAGUCUGCGGAACUGUCGUUUCAGGCACAACCCGCAUGAUGGACUUCAAAGACCCGCAGAAGGUAAUGCGAUUUCACACUGACGAUGCGCAAACGGAACGGGGCUUCCACAUCAUGGUCAGACAGCAUGAUUGCGACACCACAACAACUCCCUCAGUUCCUGAACAGAUUGAAUGCGACGAGACGUUCGCAAAGCCCGAGGCUCAAUUGAUAAGCGUCAAUUAUCCUCACAACUACGACAAUAAUUUGGAGUGCAGGUACACCAUCCGAAAGAUGAGUUCGUCCGUGUGUCGGCUUGAAAUGAGCUUCAUGAAAUUUGACAUCGAGUCGAGCACAGAUUGCGAGUACGACUUCUUGGACAUCGACGGCCAGAAAUUGUGCGGAAUCUUCACCGGGAAUACGUCUGGCAUGUACGACUUCAAUGAAGACGAGAAAGUGAUACGCUUUCACUCGGACGCCGCGAACUCUCGACCGGGAUACCAGAUCCAUGUUCGCCAAUUAGAGUGCGGACUUCUCGGUCCCCAGGGGUCGCCACGUCCUCCACCAUCUCGGCCAUUCCACCCGACGUCGCUCGACCAGCAUACCUUUCAGCGAAAAUGCGACAAGAUCUACACCAACAGAUUGUUCGACAUUCGGAGCUUGGACUAUCCUCAUGGGUAUCCCAAUAACCUCGACUGCAAGUUCAUCAUAUUCCAGGCAACUCCAGACGUUUGCAAGCUAGAACUUACAUUCAUCGAUUUCGACGUUGAGAAAGAGGACGACUGCGACGGCGACUUUCUCGAGUUGGACGGAGACAGGGUCUGCGGUACCCUACCACCGGAUUCCAAGAGAUACAUCCAGUUUACGGAAUCGCAAGUUGUGGUCAGGUUCCACACAGACAGUGUUUCCAACAGGCCGGGAUUCCACAUUAAAGUGAGACAACUUGAGUGCGGGAAAUCAACGCCAUCGACGAAUCUAGGAAAGGCUCCGUCCUUGGACUCACCGUGCUCGUACGAAUUCAACGAGGGUAGCGGUGUCUUCUACAGUCAAGGAUUUCCUGGACCUUAUCCCAACAAAAUGUUCUGCACGUACAAGGUGAUCGCCAACCCUGGGUACUGCAAAGUGGAGCUCUCUUUCAUCCAGUUCAAUCUUGAGUCUUCCGGUAACCGGCCAGAUGGGCAGUGUGGACAGGACUUCAUGGAAAUCAAUGGCGUGCGUUACUGCAACCGACAGCUCGAAGGACAGAUACGCAUUCUCCACUUCAAAGGGUCGCCUCCGAAGGUGACGAUGCACUUCAUCACCAACGACCAAGAUGCUGGAAAGGGCUUCCUCGGCUUCUACAAGCAGCUCGAAUGUGGACCUCCCAGUCAUCCCCCAAGUUUUCAUGGUCCUAGUGGUCACGGCCCUGGUGGUCACAGUCCUGGUGGACAUGGCCAUCAUCAUUUCAGUCCUCCUGGCGGUCACUUAGCCCCCGUAGGACCGGUUAGUCCCAUAGGGCAUGGUGGCCACCAAUCCAACAGCCGUCAACCCAACUGUGAUCGGCUCUACGCGCUACCGGACUUUCAGCUCGAAAGUCCAGGUUACCCCGGCGAAUAUCGAUCUGGACUGGACUGCCGUUUCUUCAUUCGCCGCUUGAGUGAACGCAUCUGUAGCCUGCAGAUAACGUUCGUUAACUUCGAUGUGGAAGACAGUCCCAACUGCUACAACGACUACUUGGAAAUUGGUGGAGAGAAGAUCUGCGGAUGUGUACCUGGUGGGCAGACGAAAGAAAUUCCGCUUCGGGACUUCCAGACAACGCUCCGUUUCCACUCAAACCAUGCCAUUGAGAAGCAGGGGUUCGUCCUCAAAGUGCAGCAGAUGGACUGUCGAGGCCCAAGCUUUCCAGGUGCUCGCCCUGGCUACCCUGGAAGUGGACACGCUCAUCUGCCACCUCCUCCUUUGUACCCCGUGGGCGUACCUGCUAGUCAUCCCUACCCUCCCCCAGGUCCUGGUGGCCGUCAUCCCUAUUUUCCUCCACAUGGUGCACCCCCACCGCAUGGUGUACCUCCCCAUGGUGGGCCGCCCCACCAGCUGGGCGGGGCACCUUCUCAGCCACCUUCACUUUGUGACAAAGUCAUUACAAAAGCCCAUUUUGAGAUCAAGAGCUCUGAAUUUAAAGGCAGCUUCAUAGAAUGCAGACUGACGAUUCAGCGCCAAAGUCAAGACAUGUGCCGUGUGGAAUUUCUUUUCGUCCGGUUCGAAGUGGACUGUACACACGAUAUUUUUCGCGUCGAAGACGUGCAAAUCUGCGGCAAGCUGGAUCACUAUUCUAUCCGAAGUUUUAAUUUCGAUGGCCCUCAGAAAGUGGUGUACUUCCGUUCCACUUCUGAAGGGAGGGCAUCUGACUUUGUCAUCAAAGGACGACAGAUCAGCUGUUCCGGUCGCCCGCCAGCUCCUGAACCAUCCAUUCCUAGCCCUGUACCGGGGCAACCAGGACAUCAUGGUGGGUUCCCACCACACGGUCCUGAGUAUCCAAGACACCACCAACCUCCACGCACAGGGCACCCUCCACCUGGUCACGGGUACCCACCCGUAGGACCUCCUUCCACCGGAUUGCCAGGCUACCCCCCAGGGCCAUCAGCAGGGACUCCGCAAAGUUACCCACCAUCUGGCCACGGCUACCCACCCGCUGGACCACCACCAGCUGCUCCACCAAGCUAUCCGCCCAUAGGACAACCACCAGCAGGACCACCAAGCUAUCCACCCAUAGGACCACCGCCACCAGCUCCUCCUAACUAUCCACCAUCCUACCCACCAUCUUACCCACACAUGCAUGGACGUCAUCCAGGACCUGCAGGCCCACCUCCACCUGCACACAGAUAUCCAGACCCGGUGGGGCGUCCACCUCCGUUCCCUGCUCCUCCACAGGAUCUGGGCCACGGUGGCUAUCCACGUCCCCCCACGGGCCAGUGGCCACAGCACGGGCCCCCGGCGCCCCCUGUGGGCACUCCGGGUGGCAGCUGUGAUCGAGUCUACAAUUCGCUAGAAUUUACUAUUAGCAGCCCUAAUUUCCCUGGACAGUACCCAUCACAAAGCAUGUGUCGUUAUAUUGUCCAACGAUAUGACAGUGCGACCUGCGCUAUUGAGAUUCUUUUCAGCAAAUUCGACAUGGAACAAAACCCUAACUGCCAGUAUGAACACUUGGAGGUUGAUGGACGUAAGCUGUGUGGGACAUUGCCUGAAAAUACUGUGCAAAAGUUCAACUUCUAUCAGCCAGAAAUGCAGAAGGUGAUGGUCUUCCGGUCUGACCGUGCCAGGAAUCACGUGGGCUUCUCCAUUCGAGUACGACAAGUGACGGACUGUGGAGGUCCAGGAUUCUCUCCUACGCAGGACAGAGUGGCCCCAAGGCCUCCAAACCCCCUAUGUGACUACUGCCAACGGGAAGUACGGGGUCAGCUGUCCAGCCCGAGCUACCCGUCGAUGUACGCACCCGACACACGGUGCACGUAUCGUAUCCAACCUGUACCUGGUCACUGCGAAGUGGAGAUGUACUUCCACGACUUCGACAUCGAAAGCUCUCCCGGGUGCCAGAAGGAUUUCCUCGAGAUAGAUAAGACGCAGAGGCAUUGUGGCAAUGAGCUCGUGAAAGGAAUGAGAAAGGUGCCUUUCCCGGGGGGUGCAGCCCCGGAGGUCAGAAUCCUGUUUGUGGCUGACGCGUACGGCAAUGGCAAGGGCUUCCACCUCGAGUACAGGCAGCUACCUUGCAAGUCCCCCGUGCCGUCGUCCAGCGAAGACAAGGGCACGGCAACGCAGUUGCAGUCGGAUGCGACAGCAUUCUGGAUCAAGGGUUUCCAAGAAAACUCCGACAUCCUCACAGCGAGCAUCUUUGUCGAAAAUCGUAACAUAUCGAACCCGGAGAGGUUCACUCACAGCUCCAACGUGGUCCACCACAACAUAACGCAUGGUGUUUUGAAUUCCACUUCAUCCACACGCCCUCAUUUUUGAGAAGACUAUAAUUAGGGCCUGACUUUUUCGGGUUUUAUUUUUGGCCAAAUUCGGGGGGUAAAUAUCGGGUGAUAUUUUUCAUUUGAAAAUUCGGGUGUAUUCGGGUUAAAUCCCGUUACAGCAUAUUCUGUCGUCAGGAAUUCGGGUGUAUUCGGGUGAUUUUUUUUGUUUAUUAAAAAUUUGUCUUAACAUGGAACUAAUGUUUAGCAAUGUUAUCAAACUUUAUUUUAAUGGACGCUUAUGAGUGUGCCACGAGACCCGGAUGUUUUCGGGUAGAUUCGGGUUAAACCCGAAUUUUAGAGAUUUCGUUCGGGGGGUAAAUAUCGGGCGGAUACGGGUUUAACCCUAAAAAGUCAGGCCCUAACUAUAAUGCACACUCACACGGCUUUGCGCAACUUCUUUUCUUUUCUUUUUUUUUUUAGUUUCUUAAACCGCUGCCAAUAAGCAUGUACAGCUCAGUCUCGGACGUACUGACAAGUUCCGUGACCAGUUCUACACGUCCCGAGAGGGAAAAGGAGUUUUAAAAGGUCACCUGUCAGCAUUGCACACUGCUUACUAGCUGGUCGUCAUGAUUUAUGCCCAGCAGCUCAAGUUUUAUGUUUAUGUGAAUCGGGUUUUACUUCGGGAGCCAUAAAAUGGUGAAAUCUGGCGAUAUUGAGUAGGGAAGCAGACUCUUGGGUGGAAGUGCUACUUGAAUCUCUGAUGAACACGAUCAACUUUUGAUUAUCAUCAUUCUGUUGUAUAGUGUCUGUGGUUUUCUAUGCUUUGCCCUCUCCUGAAAAAAAAAAAAAAGAAAUCUUGGUAAUGCCCAUGUGAUCAGUAUCAAAAAAGCUUGAUAGCCCUGCAGUGGAGGGUGAUCUCAAUAUUGCUUCUCCAACCUUAAAGUUCCAUAUUGUCUUUUCACAAUUUAUUUGUCUAAUUUAUUCCAGUAACAUGGCUGUGACAUUUUAGUAAUACAGUCAAACUCCUUUACAACAAAACUCAGGGGACAGCAAAAAAAAAUUUGCAGUAAACGUAUUUUCGUUAAAAAGGAUGUCCAUUAUUGGACCUAUAGGGCUCCAGCGGGACCGCGAAAAAAUUUGCUGUAGUGGUAUUUUCGUUAAAAAGGUGUUCGCUAUAAAGGAGUUUGACUGUAUACGAUAUGCAGCAGAACGCAUCUAUCAUAGCACUGCAUCAUGUGGAAGUCCUUUUUGUUCCCGCGAAGAUAUUAUUUGCAUUUUUGGCCAGAAAUGAUUUGCGGGCCCUUAAAUUCGCAACAGCACUCGCAACGUUCCAUUUUAUGCUCAUCUCACCUCAGAGCUUGCCCUUCAAGGUGCAUGGAUCGCUGGAGCAGCAACUAGCUGUCAUAAACUCUGAAAAGUGUGAGGCAUGAAUACGAAAGCAUGUGGAACUAGGUGUUAAAGCUGAAGCGAGAUAACAAUGUUCACAUUGCACUAACGCUGACAUUUUCAUAGUUUUGCCUUAUACACACGUUCUUUUCACGUUAAUGCUCGGCUUUUGGAAUCAAUGUUGUAUAUGUGCUUGAUGUGCAGACCCCUUGGCUACUACAAAAUGUUUCAGCAGUGAUAUGAUGUGUCCAGAUAUUUACAUUACAUACCGCUGCAGAAUAAUUUCCUCUCUAUCUUAUUAAUGCAACUAUGAGACAUCAUCGGUAAAUUUUGUGUUUUUUCUCCUUUUCGUUACAACUUCUUUAUUCUUUUUAAAUAUUAUGCCCCACUUCACAAUAGGCUAGGAGCUAGGCAUGCGUGUGAGUACAGUUUCGAGUAGAGAUGCACCAAUUCCCCACUUGCACGUUGUUACUUCUGCUCUGUGGAAAGGAUAUUUGGCGACAUACAAAGGCUAUUUGCAUACUUCUCAUCAAAAAUAGUGCUCGAGUCGUGCCAUAUGAACAAACGUGUUUGUCAAAUUUGCAAUCUUUUUUGCGGGGCACACAAAAUUGCAAGUGGGCUUAUGCAGAAAAAAGGAUGGAAAAAAGAGAAAAGAAAACAGUAUCAAAGGAGUAUUGGUAUGCAAGGGUUUCUUUCUGUGCAAAGAGAAAUGCUGCACCAUGUAGAGCACGCUCGGGUGGAUCACAUCACGCAGCCUUCCUUAUGCCCUUUGUGCUACAGCAUUUUUGUUACCUCAUUGUUUACAUACACUAUGGUACAUGAAAUUAUUAAGCUUCUCUUUUCAAUUGCGUUUUAUUUCUGAUGUGUCAGUGUGUUCGGUAACUUAUCAAACCCAUGUCACCCCAUUUACAGUACUGUUUCAUGCAUGCAGAAAUUGUGAAAGGUUAAAGUGGAAAUUUGCCCCAAUCGCUAUAGACAUUUUGAAGAAUACGCAGCGCUGCUGUGGCCGUCCAGUACAAGUUGGGAGUUGUCAGGGGAAAACGUGUGUAUGCCUUGUUUUUUUUUUCUGUCGUCUCCGAUCGUCAUCGUACUCCUGGUUUAUGGCACCGUCAGCAUCAUUUCACGGCACGACAUACCAGGGCACAUGCUGCUCCCUGGAACUUUUUCAAAUGGCCUAUUGGAAUAAAUGUUUUGGCAGGAUCAUUGAACUCCGAACAACCCUCUUGCCAUCCCUUUUGCUCGAAGCCAACAUAUCACUUUGUUGUGAGACACAGCAGCGUGCCCAGACACACAGCGAGGAACAUGCUGUCAAAUUUCUUCAUCAUGUCACGUGACAUUCUUCCAGCGUGGUCACACGUUAAAGGGGCAAUAUAAACGGGUGUAUGAGGUGCACUUUUUAAAAAUGCGUCGUGAUUCGUUGCAGACAGUUUCAAAAAAUUGUUGUCACAAAAAAGUAAAUAAUGGCUCCAAACCGACCGAAUAUUCGCUGCACUCUUUCGACAAUAGCGACACGUCAUUUUGACGUCGCGCAUCAUCAACCAUUCAAAACACAGGACGAUUAUACAUUAAUUUAGUUGUAAUAUCGAGAAGUGAGGUCAAUUUCAAACAUAUUCCCACUUGUCAAAUCCAAGAUAGCCAGUUCACACAGUACCAAAAAACCCUCAAAAUGCUAUUUCAUGCACGCACUACGUUUUGAGUGCUAUAUUGCUCUGCAGUGAGGAAAACUUACACACACUGGCUUGACG
Ornithodoros turicata is the source of this 9108-nucleotide messenger RNA. Its product is annotated as cubilin-like. Lineage: Eukaryota; Metazoa; Arthropoda; Arachnida; Ixodida; Argasidae. Bases 192 to 6035 code for a protein of 1947 amino acids. Gene Ontology annotation, molecular function: serine-type endopeptidase activity. The record is from RefSeq and is a predicted model, not a curated record. The transcript has 24 exons.